AUGCAGCAGCCAACGUGUGUGUCUGCGCCUGGCAAAGUGCUGCUCGCGGGCGGGUAUUUGGUACUUCACGAGCAAUACACGGGCAUCGUCCUGUCGACGACUGCGAGGUUCUACGCGCAAGUAAAUAGCCAGGUUAUCGAACCUGACACGACCGUGUGGCCAGCUUCGAGGGGAUGGCGUCCGUUGUUCCCGUUACUAGUGGAAAGUGAACAGUUCAAGCAGUUGAUCGACGGCUGGAUCGAAGAAAAGAGGGACGGACGGUCGUUUCGCUUCCAGCUCAGGAAGAGCUCGCAUCGGAACGUGUACAUUGAAAACACCGUGUUGUGUGCGGUGAAUGGUAUCGCUGGGCUAGAAGAGUUCAAGAGUGAAGACGCUUUCCGGAGACUAGCAGAGACCAAGAAGCGGGUUCACGUUCGACUUCGGGGCGACAAUGACUUUUAUUCUCAAGUGCAGAGGCUGCAAGAUGCCAAGCAGCCACUUUGUCGCGACAGCUUGAAGACACUUGAAGCGUUCCUUCCUCCUACGAUCGAAGAGCGGGAUGGCGAGCUCGUUGCAUUGAAGACAGGCAUGGGAAGCUCUGCUGCUCUCGUGACGUCACUGGUUGCAGCCCUUGUGACGUUCUUUGUACCGACUAUAAGCUUUGAGGAACGGCAAAGGGAUCUAGAGCUGGUGCACAACCUGGCCCAGUUGUGCCACUGCUACGUCCAGCGCAAGAUCGGAAGCGGCUUCGAUGUAUCAGCAGCAUGCUUUGGCUCGCAGUUAUAUUCCCGAUUUCCGGUUUCUGUAUUGAACACGUUUACGUUCGAAGACGCAAUAGAGCCGCAGAAGAUUGCGCCUUGCAUCAAAGACCACGCAUUGUGGAACACUUCUAAUCGCGUGAAGUCUGUCCGAUUGCCUUCUACCUUCCACAUCCUGAUGGGAGACGUGUCAUCCGGAUCGGCCACUGUUUCGAUGGUCCGACAAGUGUUGAAGUGGCAAAACGAUCAACCUAAGCAUGCAGCACGAGUGAUCGAUGCAAUUCAUCGGCACAUCAUGGAUGUUGAGCGAGGCUUUGCUGAAAUUUGCGACUUGGAGACUAACUAUACAAAACGCGGAUGGAAAGAUAUGGCUGCUGUAAACCGCGACCAGUGGGGUACGAUAGAUACUAAGAUUGGGGCUGCACUCAUGAGAGUGAGUGCCGCCUACGCAGGUCUUCGACAACUAAUGCGUGAAAUGGGAACAUCUGCUGGAGUCUCGAUCGAGCCACCGGAACAAACAGCGAUCUUGGACGCAACGUUAGCGAUUCCUGGUGUUUUGCUUGCUGGAGUGCCCGGAGCCGGCGGAUACGACGCGAUUUGUGUGAUUGUGCUACACGAGAGUGUUUUGCAAGCAGUGGAAGAUUUGUGGGUCCGAUGGUCUUCAGCACAUCCUGACUCUGUUAUUUGCCCACUGCUGUGCGAUGUCGACCGCGGAGUGGCGAGUUCGUUAUCUGCAAGAUCCGGACUUCGAAUGCACGCGUGCUCAGAAAACAAAUGGCCCCACACUUCUAUAAAUGGGAAGACAAACCACCCAAACCGGAGUCACGCGCAAGCGCUUUUCGACGGUUACCAGCCCAGUACGCAGAAUCUAAUGAAGCGGAAAACGCGUGACGGGGACAGUGUCGAGGAAGACAGAAAAGAAAAGACAAGUUGCCAGUUGCUUAAUAUAGUCAAGACUGAUCGGACAGAGCAGGAACAGCCCGGACACUUCUCAAUUUGUGGAUUACGAUUUGGGACAGAGUCCUGGGCGGGGAUGAAAACUAGCAACGAAGAUCGACAUGUGUCGUUCGUUGACUAUUUUCCUGGCCCAGUAUUUGGCAUCUUUGACGGCCACGGCGGGACAUUUUCAGCGGACUUUUUGUCACGGCAGUUAGUUAAGACCGCUGCUUCAGUGAUACGACAGGUUAUUGGGGAGAAAGCGCUUGCAGGCCUACGCUGUUCUCGAGCUCAGUCGAUGCAAGAAAAAGCUCGCAAGGUCGCUCUUGAUAAAGAAGCGACGACAGUGCGCCGGCAACUCGAAGAAGUGGAGGCGAUGAGGUCAGUUACUACCGCAACAGCUUCCGAGAGCUCUGCUGACGAUUUGCACGUAUUAGCCGACCAACUCUCGAAGGCUAUCGCGGACAUGGACAGCGAAGCAAAGCAAAUUGAGGUCGAGGAAGCAGAACGCCGGAGAAAUAGGUGGCAAUGGUGCAGUAGACUGCACAGCUGCUUCUUGAAAUCGUUCAGAGAAUCCUUCAGGCGAGUGGAUUCGCAGAUCUUGCAGAAGAAUACGUCACAAGAUGGGUCUACGGCUCUUUUAGUUUGGUUCUUAGCUGACUCGGUCAAUUUCGAUGACGACGAAACUGCGGCAACAAAUGGGGAGAACAACAACACGCUGAGCUUCUACACCAUAAAUGUAGGUGACUGCCGAGCAGUUAUGUGCCGAGGUGGUCGAGGUGUGCCGCUCACAAGUGAUCAUAAACCCGAUCGUCCGGAUGAAAGACAGCGGAUCGAGAAGGCGGGUGGCUAUGUGGGCAAGAUUGCAGGUAUUUCUCGCGUGUACUCUGCGGCAGGAGCUGGGUUGUCCAUGCGUCGUGAAGCGUCUACACAUUUGGCAGUCUCGCGUGCAUUUGGUGAUCAAUCGCUGAAACAUCCAGCGCCGCUCGUGUCGUGUGAGCCAGAGGUGGCGCGAUUCCAAGUGCUCACCGACGAUUUGUUCCUCAUCUUAGCUUGCGAUGGCAUUUGGGACGUCAUGAGUGAGCAAGAUGCCGUUGAUAUCGCUCUGCCACACUUUCACGAUGCUAAAGCUGCGGCAGACGCGAUCGUAAAGGCUGCGUACAAGAAAGGAAGCUUGGAUAAUCUAACAGCCACGGUCGUCCAGUUCGCAUGGAAGACCGGCGAUCAGCUACAGCAAGCAAUUGAUACCAGCAAAGUGACCAAAGCAAGGACUUGUAAGAGCAGGCAGAACUUGGCUUCCGCAGAUUCACUCGUUGGAUCAGACGACGAGAUUGACAUGUUUAAUCUGUAA
Molecule: messenger RNA, 3024 nt
Organism: Peronospora matthiolae
Lineage: Eukaryota; Oomycota; Peronosporomycetes; Peronosporales; Peronosporaceae
Source: the annotation of a GenBank genome assembly